UAAAUUUCAGGUGAAUUGAUCCAUUUUAAGAUUGCCCCUUUUCUCACUCAUCAUUCUUUUUCUCUCUCCUAGAUUUCUCUUUUCUCGCUACGAUUUUAUUUUAUUUUUUUAAUUUCUUUUUAGGGCUCAAUUUUCAAAAUGGGUUUUUCUUACGGGGAGAAGUGGCAGUUAAUUCAUGGGCCUAUCAUCGUAGGCGCAGGGCCGUCGGGGCUGGCGGCCGCCGCCUGCCUGAAAAACAAAAACGGCGUCGUUUCGCUAAUCCUCGAACGCUCCGACUGCAUCGCCGCCCUGUGGCAGCGGCGGACCUACGAUCGCCUCCGCCUCCACCUCCCCAAACAGUUCUGCGAAUUACCUUUCCUUAAAUUCCCCAAAGACUUCCCCAAAUACCCGACCCGGAACCAGUUCGUCUCCUACAUGGAGUCCUACGCCGCCGCCUUCUCGAUCCGGCCCAAGUUCAAUCAGACCGUUUCCCGGGCCGAGUUUAACCCGGCCGCCGGAAUGUGGACCGUACGGACGCAGGAUUCGGUCUACUUGUCGAGGUGGCUGAUUGUGGCCACCGGCGAGAAUGCUGAACCGGUCGGCGGGGAGGAGAUCGUCGGAAUUGAGAGAUUCCGGGGACCGGUUCUGCACACCAGUGGGUAUAAAUCGGGCUCGGAGUUUAAGAACCGGCGGGUUUUGGUCGUCGGAUGUGGGAAUUCCGGCAUGGAAGUUAGCCUGGAUCUUUGCCGGCAUAAUGCGAUUCCGUACAUGGUUGUUAGGAACUCCGUUCAUGUUCUUCCUCGGGAGAUGUUUGGGGUUGCGACAUUCUCGUUGGCGAUGGCGCUGCUGAAAUGGCUGCCGUUGCGAUUGGUGGAUAAGCUUUUGCUAAUGGCGGCCAAUUUGACCAUCGGCGACACCGGCCGGUUGGGUCUCCGGCGGCCGAAGACCGGUCCGAUCGAGCUGAAGAAUGUCACCGGAAAAAGCCCGGUUCUUGACAUCGGCGCGUUGGCUCAAAUCAAAGCAGGAAAAAUUAAGGUGAUGGAAGCAGUGAAAGAAAUUACAAAAACUGGGGCCAAAUUCGUCAACGGACAAGAAAAGGAAUUCGAUUCUAUAAUUCUUGCAACUGGUUACAAGAGCAAUGUCCCUUCUUGGCUCAAGGGAAAUGAUUUAUUUACAGAAGAUGGAAUGCCAAAAAAGCCAUUUCCAAAUGGGUGGAAAGGUGGGAAUGGUUUGUAUGCUGUAGGGUUUACAAGAAGAGGGCUUCUUGGGACAUCAUCAGAUGCUGCUAAUAUUGCAAUAGAUAUUUGUAGUCAAAUAAAUAAAUAAAUUUGUGGGCUAGACAUGGUUUUAUUUAAUUUAAUUUGCUUAAAUUAAGAAAAGAAAAAAUGUAUUGAUUUUUAUUUUCUUUUUUUUGGU
Andrographis paniculata is the source of this 1395-nucleotide messenger RNA. Its product is annotated as probable indole-3-pyruvate monooxygenase YUCCA4. The coding region runs from base 139 to 1305 and encodes 388 amino acids. Gene Ontology annotation, biological process: auxin biosynthetic process. The record is from RefSeq and is a predicted model, not a curated record. The transcript is spliced from 4 exons. Gene Ontology annotation, molecular function: flavin adenine dinucleotide binding; NADP binding; N,N-dimethylaniline monooxygenase activity. NCBI's taxonomy places the organism in Eukaryota, Viridiplantae, Streptophyta, Magnoliopsida, Lamiales, Acanthaceae.